AUGCGCAACCCGAACCGAACCGACGCUGCUGUCCUGUCGCUGACUAUGAACCAAGUGAAUCGGUCCAGCUCUCCCCCCCUGUGCAGCCCCCUCCUCCCCUCCUGCCCCCCUCCCCUCGAUCUAUCUCUCAACGCAAUCAUACGUGAUAGAGGACUGCCUCUGACACUCGCUCCUCCAAACCAAAGCCGACCAAAGAUAGAUGCCGGGAGAAGUGUUAUUGCACCGCAGCUGUCUGGCUGA
Molecule: messenger RNA, 240 nt
Organism: Knipowitschia caucasica
Lineage: Eukaryota; Metazoa; Chordata; Actinopteri; Gobiiformes; Gobiidae
Source: the annotation of a GenBank genome assembly